GUUCAUCUGUAUAGUUGCGUUAAUACUUUGAGGAGCAGCACACAGAUUACAUGACAACCCCCGGAUUGACUUGGGAUUGGAGGCCCAAAAUUUUAGGGUCUGAGGUUAGGCUCCAACAUCUUGAAAACGAUGCUGAAAAGUUGCUGGAGAUAUCUUUAUGCGAGGAUUUCUACACUGGAGACUCUUUUACUUUUGAACUUGGUCAAAAUUACGUCUACUCUAUAGACGAGGACGACGAGGAAGAAGAUGAAGACAACAAAUUGUUAAUGGAGUUUUUAUCGGACCCGAAAUCCUCAAAAUCCUGCACUUUCACAUUCAAGUUUGAGAAACCACCAAAAGAGUCAAUGAGGGCUUUAUUUGUGCUGGAAUUGGUUCACCAAGGUGAUGAUAAAGAGAAUCUAUGCCUUACUAAUAUACUUCAUUUUACAAAAGACGAUUACGAGUACGUGUAUGAAAAUUGCCUGGAGCUAGAGUAUCUAGAGGAUAAAAAGUUUAUUCAUACUCACAGGUCUAGUCGAUAUCUCUCUUUUAAUAUCCACAUCCAUCAUUUAAGGGAACCGGAAGAUCCUGGGUUUCCAUGCAUGUACAUGUCACCAAUUUUAAGGUCAUACAUGCUAAGUUUUUACGGACUGGAGGUUAUAGGUGCACUGAAAGAUGCUUGUGCUGAGUUGGCCCAAGAUUUGUCACUGUCUGCUGAUAUCUGGAGUUCCCUACGAAAAGAAACCAAAAGCCAUCUGGAAAAAAAUUUCUUUAAUUCAUUUGAUAAGAAUCAAAUUUGGGGAAUCAUAAACGCAUCAUUUCCGCAUGCAACUUACUAUCCAGCACUGAUGGAGCUAUUGCAUUUGGGAAUUGAAAGAGCAGAUGAUCUUGCAAAGCCUUACAGGGAUAAACUUGGUUUGGAGCAAUUAAUUUCACAUCCACCAAAACCCGUCUCAGAGGGGCAGGAACCUGUUCGUGAACCUGAUAUUGACACUCUCUGUCUGAAGGGAAAUUUUGGCCAUGUAACCAGGACGUAUGUACCAAAAUAUGCUAGUGCGAUGAGUGCUAAGGUUGAACUGAAAACUUACGAUGAUCUUGCUGGUGAAUGUGUAUUAUCUGGAUGGUGCGCCAUCCAAUUGAUUGCUGCAGCGCGUUGUUUCAGUGAGGUGGUGACCGGGUGUCUCAAAAACUUCUUCUAAGUCAACUCCUGCAAAGUCCACUCCACGAAAGAAUAAGAGAAGCAAAAACAGAAACAGAGCAUCGAAAGAACCAACAAUCAGAAAACCUCCUCCCCAAUCUCACAGGCCUAUGCCAAAGUUUGUAACAGGUAGCCCAAGCAACAAAACAA
Papaver somniferum (opium poppy) is the source of this 1327-nucleotide messenger RNA. RefSeq lists its product as uncharacterized. The transcript has 7 exons. NCBI's taxonomy places the organism in Eukaryota, Viridiplantae, Streptophyta, Magnoliopsida, Ranunculales, Papaveraceae. The record is from RefSeq and is a predicted model, not a curated record. Bases 51 to 1178 code for a protein of 375 amino acids.